AUGGCCAGUCAAACACAGGGCAUCCAGCAGUUGCUGGUGGCCGAGAAAAGGGCAGCCGAAAAAGUGGCAGAAGCCAGAAAACGCAAAACUCGCCGAAUCAAGCAAGCUAGAGAAGAAGCAGCAGCGGAAGUGGAAUUAUACCGGAAUGAGAGAGAGAGGCAGUUCAGGGAGUAUGAGGCAAAGUACAUGGGUUCGGCAUCAGAUGUCGCUGCCAAAAUUGACAAAAAUACACAGAAAAAUAUGGAAGAGAUGGACUUGAACGAAGUAUGGAUAGUGGUCGUGGUCCAAAAAUCACAACCAGCUAACCACACUGCCACCGUGUACAUCGGUACAAUAACAGCUGUGGACGAUGGGAUCCAAAUCUGGAACGCUAGCUGGCUGAACCUAGGAAAAAUUGAAACAUAA
This is a messenger RNA of Phaedon cochleariae (mustard beetle), 405 nucleotides long. The record is from the annotation of a GenBank genome assembly. Lineage: Eukaryota; Metazoa; Arthropoda; Insecta; Coleoptera; Chrysomelidae.